Messenger RNA from Nezara viridula (southern green stink bug), 4214 nucleotides. The record is from the annotation of a GenBank genome assembly. NCBI's taxonomy places the organism in Eukaryota, Metazoa, Arthropoda, Insecta, Hemiptera, Pentatomidae.
AUUUUUAAAAAAUAACUCUAUGGAGUUCGUUUGUAUAAAUUAGAAUAUUUUAAUAGCAUCAGUAAAUUUUAAACCUUAAACCAAAUAGUACUGAUUUGUAAUAAACAUCAAUGAAAACACAUUAUGAAAAUUUACAAGCAUUUAGUUUAAAAUGGUUUAUAACAAUGUAUGAAUUAACUAUUUAAAAUGAAAUUUAUAUCUGUAAAGAGCAUGUUAAUAAAAUUAAUUGAUAUAAUCCAAUAAAACGAAGCAGAUUUCUACCACACAAUGUGAGUAGUAAGUUUAAAUGAGGUUAACAACGAUCAUUCAACAAAAUUUAUAGUGAACUAAAUGGAAACAAUAUUAAGUUACUAAAAAUUAACCAAUUAAAAUCUUUAUUUAUUACAAGAAAACACUUCAAGAAUUAUAUCAUAAUAAUUCAUUGAACUGAUAAAAUCAAAAAUUUCCCCAUGACUGAUACAAUUGAUCGUAGAGGUUCUAUAUUAACAAUUAUUUUCGUUUAAGAAAAUCCAAUAAUAAUAUCUAAUAUCAAUUUUUUAUACUACCAUUAUAAUUUAAAAUAGUUUCAAAUUGAAAAAGUGAAUUAUGAAUCGAACAGCAAACUUCCACAUUGAACGAUUUCUACUUUCUUUUAGAAUCGAUUCUUUUAUCUCAUCCAAUAUUGAGUCAUUUGCUUUUCGUCGAUUGUGCCCACCACUACCCCCAUGUGAAAUACCAUUAUGGCUGACUGUGUUGUUGACAUUCGUUGGAAGAAGCUAACGUUACGUUGAAUUUUAAUAACAAAUAAGCUUCAUUAGGGUUUAAAGAAUUCUUCCAUUGCCUUUAUACCCCGCCCUGUUUCAUCCGUACUAUUUUUUGAAUGAAUAAGGAAGAAAAAUCUCUACCUUCUCAGGUGCGUACUUUCAAAUAGCAGUAACUCCGCUAUUUGAAGAUAUAGAGUUUUUUCUUCUUUAAUUCAAGUUCAGUUAUCUAAACUACGCACCGGUAAUAGUAUUUUUCGAAAAUUGUGAAGUUACUUUUUAACUGUAUUAAUGAUUACUUCUAGUCAAAGUGCUACUCCUCUUACUACAAUGACUUUAACGGGAAACACCAAUACAUUAGGUGUAACAACUACUUCGGGAGUGUCAGGUGUAGUGUUAACUAAACCUGUAAAUCAGGCUGUAGGAGCACAACAGACAAUUGUAGGUAAUUCACCUCAAAUAGUUCCUGCAAAUGUUCAAAUUUUAAAUGUCAAUGCUGUUCGAGCUGCUACUCCAAAUCAAUCUGGUGCUAAAACAUUGCCUCAGAGGGUUAUGAUAGGUACACCGCAAAUGGUUGGUGCACGGCCAGGUCAACCUGGGUUAAAUAACUUGGUAAUGUUAAUUGAAUACUUACAGCAAAUUACUCUUCAAACUCUUCAAGGACUAGCACCAGGAACACAGGGCCAUCUUUUAUUGAAAACAGAAAAUGGUCAAUACCAACUGCUUAGAGUAGGCCCUGCGACUGCAGGGGGAGCACAGCAAGCCCAAGGAUCUCCAAUAUCUGCCAACAAUGUCAAUGCAUUUAGAGUUCAAACUAUCGCUGGUGCGAAUACCCCGGGAGCUGGUGUUCAGACCCAAGUUCCAGCACUAGCAGCCCAGAGUUCUGGGACAGGCACUGCUAAUAAUGUAGCGCAGAGAGGAGCUGUAGACCAGACUAAAGAAAAGUGUCGAAAAUUCCUUGCCAAUCUUCUGGAACUUUCAUCAAGAGAGCCAAAGGCAGUAGAAAAAAGUGUUAGGACUUUAAUUCAAGAACUUGUUGAUAUGAAGGUAGAACCUGAGCAGUUUUGUGAUCGUCUGGAACGACUUCUUAAUGCUUCUCCACAGCCCUGUUUGAUUGGUUUUUUAAAGAAAAGCUUACCUCUCCUUAGGCAAUCGAUGGUUAAUAAUGAGCUGAUAAUAGAUGGGAUCAGGCCUCCUCCAGCUUCAGUCCUCAUACAAUCUGCCCCGACGACUACAGCCCAGAUAAGGGGCCAAAUCCAAAUGACCACUACUCCACAGAUGAGGGUUAUCACACAGCCAGCUCUUAGGCCGGGACAACAAGUUCAGCAUAGGAUAAUCAGUCCUAUGCGUAUGGGAACCAGUGUUGUCAAUACGGCUGGCAUUAAAACUGGUGUUGCUACAAUAAGAACUCCAACUGGUGCCUUGCGACCACAGAUUGUAAGGACACCAAUCACCCUUAGACCUGGGCAAACAAUCGCAACCAAGACACCUUUUGGAACGCGACCAAUCCUAGCCACGUCCCAGUUUGCACCUUCUCUUGUCAUCAAAUCUGGUCAGCCACAACAACCAGUGAAGGAAAAGCGGACAUUUUCAUCAUCUGGAUUUGUAGGAGAUGAUGAUAUCAAUGAUGUUGCUGCUAUGGGUGGUGUUAAUCUUGCUGAAGAAAGCCAAAGGAUUCUAGGGUCUACUGAAUUUGUUGGGACUCAAAUACGGUCUUGCAAAGAUGAACUUUAUCUCCACACAUUACCACUCAUGAACAGGAUAGCACGAAUAGCUAGAAAACAUGGGCUGGAAGAACCUAGUUUAGAAGUUGCAUCAUUAAUUUCACAUGCUACCCAAGAAAGACUAAAAAAUCUUGUGGAAAAAUUAGCCGUUAUAGCUGAGCAUAGGAUAGACUUAAACAAGGCUGACCCAAGAUAUGAAGUGAGUCAUGAUGUACGAGCCCAGCUUAAGUGCCUUGAAGAAGUAGACAGGGCUGAAAGAAAGAGACACGAAGAACACGAGAGAGAACUCCUUUUAAGAGCAGCUAAGUCCAGAACAAAACCUGAGGAUCCAGAACAGAUGAAGCUCAAGGCUAAGGCCAAAGAGAUGCAAAGAGCUGAAAUGGAAGAGCUUAGGCAAAGGGAAGCCAAUUUAACGGCUCUAUUAGCAAUUGGGACCAGGAAAAAGCCAAAACUGGAAGAUGGUUCAACUAACUCAGGGUCUGGCUUAGGAAGCUCCUCAACGAAUGCAGGAGUCGUACUCAGGCCUAGAACAAAACGGGUGUGCCUACGAGAUCUACUAAUCCUGAUGGAACAGGAAAAAGAAACAUGCCGGGGAGAAUCAUUGCCUUACCAUCAAAAGGAAGUCGAAACUGAUCUCAAUGAAGAAAAACAGACGGAAGAAGAUAUAAGUUCUGAUGAGUUAAGUUUUAGACCAUUCAUUGGUGAUCCUGCUAAACAACCUACUAAGUCCUUCUUUUCACAACCAAAAGUUCAUCGAUUUUAUUCGAUAUUAAUGGACAACCUAAACAAAAUUGGAACUCACGAUGGAACAUUCCAUUGUGAUGAAGUUUUAGCAUGCUAUAUGCUUAGAUUACUCAGUCCUAAUGCUACUGUUGUAAGAUCCAGAGACCAGGAAGUUCUCAAUACAUGUGAUAUCGUUGUCGAUGUUGGAGGUGUUUAUAAUCCAGAAAAAAAAUUAUUUGACCACCAUCAAAGGGAAUUUACACUUUCUGCAAGUUCUCUUAUACCUGGGAAACCAUGGACUAUUAGGUUGAGUAGUGCUGGUUUAAUCUAUUGCCAUUUCGGUAAAGAUAUCAUUAAGAAGGUUGUAGAGAAUAUUGAUGAAUCUGCUGUGGAAUGUCUAUUUCAUCGAGUAUAUGAAGGGUUUAUCCAAGAAAUUGAUGCAAUUGACAAUGGAAUCCCUGUAUGUGAAGGCGAGCAAAGGUAUUACAUUUCCACACAUUUGUCUGCUCGUGUAAAACAUCUCAAUCCUAGCUGGAAUCAACCCAAUGCAGAUGUUGAUAGUGCUUUUUAUAAAGCAAUGACAUUGGUUGGAACAGAGUUUGAAAAUAAAAUAAAGACUUUGUAUUCAGAAUGGUGGCCUGCCAGAAUUAUAGUGAAAGAAGCAAUAAGUAACAGAUACAACCUGCAUGCUACUGGUGAAAUUAUUGAAUUGUCUCAGUUUUGCCCUUGGACAACCCAUUUGUUUGAAAUUGAAAAAGAAAUGAAACUUGAACCAACCUUAAAGUAUGUAAUAUUUCCUGCUUCUCAAGAAAGAACUGUUUGGAGAGUGCAAAGUGUUCCUCUGGAAGAUCAGAGUUUUCAGUUAAGAGUACCUCUUAAAGAAGAUUGGAGAGGCUUAAGGGAUGAAGAGUUAUGUAAUGUUUCUGGUAUCAAAGGUUGUAUUUUUGUUCAUAGUUCUGGUUUUAUUGGUGGAAAUGACACUAGACUAGGAGCUAUAGAAAUGGCCAAGAAUAGUUUGAUUUCGUGA